UGGUCAGGAGAUUACUGAGCAGUUUCAUGCUACUAUGGUGGAAAAGAGCACUUCUGUUCUCCAAGAAGCAACAUCGCAGCUUCCCCCGGAGACCCCGAUCGAGGACAUCACGAUACCUGAGGAUGUAGGUUUUCAGAUCAUGACUGAUGUCCUGGAUCAGAACUUAGGUCGUCGUCGUGGCAAGGUUGUUCGGUGUAUGGGGAAAGCACAGAUUCGUGAAAUGGGUGCCUCUUCUUCCAGAUCAAACGCAGAGGUAGAUGCAUUGAAGGAGGAAGUGACAACCCUAAAGGCCCAGGGCGAGCAGAUGAAGGAGCAGCUGAGGGCCCAGGGCGAGGAGAUGAGGUCAUAUGGCGGGGCGUGGAGAGACCUUGUACAAGCCAUACAGAUGUCCGGCCUUCAAAUCUCACUACCAGCACUUCAUCUUGGUCCACCUUCGACCUCAGAGCCACCUCGCCCUGCUGAUACCUAAUAGCUUGAUGUAUUAAACCUAGUUCACUUUUAGUUUUUUCUUUUUUGUUCGGAUCUUGUAUGUACAUUUUCAUAUAUUUUAUAAUUAA
This is a messenger RNA of Pyrus x bretschneideri (Chinese white pear), 557 nucleotides long. RefSeq lists its product as uncharacterized. The coding region runs from base 35 to 469 and encodes 144 amino acids. The transcript has 2 exons. NCBI's taxonomy places the organism in Eukaryota, Viridiplantae, Streptophyta, Magnoliopsida, Rosales, Rosaceae. The record is from RefSeq and is a predicted model, not a curated record.